GGCUUGGAUUAAAAUGGGAAGCAUUAAACAAAAUAUAUGAGACUGCCUCACUUAUUUGGUAUAAUUUGGGCCAUACUGAAUCAUCAUGUUUAAAAUCACCAAUUAAGUGGUGGAAAAAAAAUUUUGAAGAUGAAGAUAUCGAAGAAGAUAAUAAUUUACAAAAAACAUUAUCUACCAAUUUAAGCAUUUCUCAAGUUAUUGAUUUGUCAUUACUAGCAUUUUUAGCUACAAAUAAUAUUUUGUUUGAAUCCACUACAAAUAGAUUAGCAUUUUAUGAAAGAGAUUGUGAUUUAGACAAUAUGGAUUAUGAUCCAAUUAAUUUAGCACAACAAAUAGUAAAUGAAGAAAAUAGUGAAAUAAGCAAUGAUAGUUACAAUUGA
Dentiscutata erythropus is the source of this 380-nucleotide messenger RNA. The record is from the annotation of a GenBank genome assembly. NCBI's taxonomy places the organism in Eukaryota, Fungi, Glomeromycota, Glomeromycetes, Diversisporales, Gigasporaceae.